GAUCGAUCGAUAAUGGAUCCCACUCCCUCCUUCUUGUCGACUCGUACCCGCCCCUCUUACCUCAGCCCUCACAAUGGCCUUUGCAUCGUCAUCAAACUCGACUGCGGAGUCUUCGUAUAGCUCGAUGGACGAGUCUUACCUCCUCUGGCUGCUCAGCGACUCCAAUCUGCCCACCGGAGGGUUCGUCGCCUCCUCGGGCCUAGAGUCAUACGUCUCGCACGGCUUCCUGCAUCUACCUCCCGCCAGCAGCGCUCCUUCCUCAUCCUUCCCCUCAGCUGAGGCAAGAAAGAGCAAGAGCAAGGAGGAUCAGAUGGCCGAAGCCACUUUACGCUUCCUACAGGACUCGCUAGGAAGCUACGCUCGUAGCGCCUUGCCCUUUCUCAGAGAGGCACAUAGCGUUACGUGUUGGUACUUGGACUUCCCUUCCCCUGAUGGCGAGAGCGGGGAAGCAGAGGGACGUAAGAGGCUGGAGCUCUGUCUCUCACAACUUGCGCACCUAGAGCAGACCUACCAUUCCCUCUCGCUCAACCAUGUGCUCAGAAGAGCUUCGAGAGCGCAAGGUAUCGCGCUCCUCACUCUGUACGCACGCUCCUUCAGCUCGGUCCCCUUCCCCUCAUCUGAGACUCGCCAAGAGGAGAGGGAUGUCUCAUCAGCCCAAGUCUACAAAGAGGUUCGGUCUCAAAGGGCCGCAGGCCUGAUCGAGGCAUUGAAGAAGCAUGUGAGACUGGCAUCGGUGAAAGGGGGAGCGCCAUACGGCCAUCUCCCCACAUGCUGGGCAGUCUUCACCGCCUGUCUCGGCGUAGGACUUCGAAGCGCAACCUCGCUGCACCUCUUCCUACAAGCACGCUCCGUCCUCUCCUCUUCGGUACGACUCAAUACGCUCGGCCCUUACCUUGCUCACGGGCUGCUUCUCGGGCCCGUCAAGGAUAUUCUUCAGAGCUUGGAGGAGGAGGUGAAUAGCGAGCACGAUAUCGGGCAACAGGGGAAGAGUGAAGCAAAACAGGGGGCGAGGUGGGAAGAAUCACGAGCAAGCACGACGGAUACGGAGCGCAGCCCAAACACCUCUGCCUCCACCCGGGUCGACAAGAGCGCCUUCGAAUGGGAUUGGGAGGAAGAGGGCGACUGGUACGCCGACGAGCUCUCAGCUGGCCAUCAUCGUCCGCUUUCGCCUCAAGGUCCAUCAGGUCUGCGUCCACCUGUGAAUACCUGGCCAUUGGGUGAGAUCGUGCAGGGCAGACAUGAUGCGCUCCAUAGCCGACUGUUCAACAGCUGAGAUGCAAUGGCAAUGGCAGAUGGCAUACCCGGGGGAAGUUGAAGUGGUGGACUUUAUAUUAUAUUGAUAUUGGGGUCCUUACCCUCCUCUGACUAUGAUUGAUUGAGUGGUAAUGAUGGGGCAUUCUGAUGUCAAUGCUAAGGCCUCUCGCUGACUCAGUAGCGGCUGGCGGCUGCCUGGCACUGCUUGAGCUGCUCAAGGUAGAAGGAGCACGACUCCAUGUUGUUGCCUGUAGCAUCAAGGCAACGCAGGAAGUCU
Messenger RNA from Microstroma glucosiphilum, 1531 nucleotides. RefSeq lists its product as hypothetical. The record is from RefSeq and is a predicted model, not a curated record. Lineage: Eukaryota; Fungi; Basidiomycota; Exobasidiomycetes; Microstromatales; Microstromataceae. The coding region runs from base 74 to 1273 and encodes 399 amino acids. The transcript is spliced from 2 exons. Gene Ontology annotation, molecular function: nickel cation binding.